Molecule: messenger RNA, 600 nt
Organism: Necator americanus (New World hookworm)
Lineage: Eukaryota; Metazoa; Nematoda; Chromadorea; Rhabditida; Ancylostomatidae
Exons: 6
Coding region: 1-600 (199 amino acids)
Source: RefSeq, a predicted model, not a curated record
AUGAGGAAGAAAGCUAGGUCAUCAAAGCCUAUUUCUGAGACGCCUAAGAUGAGCUGUCCUAUUUGUGAUGAGGGUUUCAUGCAUCAGGAAUGUAAGACUUAUCACUGCGAAGACGUCCACAGCAAAAGUGGCGCUAACAGAAAAGCUGAGGAAUACACUGCUUUGGUGCUGACAUUUGAUACGACUGACGAAUUCGAGCAGAGGACAAUCCAAGACAGAGGACGAAAAUGUGUGUUGGAGGUGGCCGAUGACCCAACUGGACGAGUAUUUUAUGGAACGACGAUCACACCAAUACAGUUGAAAUGGUUUGGAAAAUUUUCGCCACGUAGAAUUGCGGUUGACAAUAUCCACAACGAAGAUUUUAGCAACCUUCUUCUCGUCGCUGGCCUUACUUCGUUUGAGUCACGCUUCCCCGUAAUACUCGCAUUUCUCGAAAGAGAUGACCUCGCCUACUCAGCAUACUCACUGUCUAUCCCUCACUUCUGUCUUCCUUCACAACAAACGAAUAAGAGUUUGAAGGCUACAGAACAACAAAUUGUUUGUUAUCAAGAAUCUUCAACCCGGACACACGUUCCUGAACCUCAAACGAUUGUGAAGUGA